Molecule: messenger RNA, 486 nt
Organism: Pestalotiopsis fici W106-1
Lineage: Eukaryota; Fungi; Ascomycota; Sordariomycetes; Amphisphaeriales; Sporocadaceae
Exons: 1
Coding region: 1-486 (161 amino acids)
Source: RefSeq, a predicted model, not a curated record
AUGGACCCGUGCUACCCAACGUCUCCAGGCAAUGAUUUCGAGGCUCUGCUCAAAGCACCAUGGUCUCCCGAUGAUGUCACUGCAACAUCUUGGGUACUACCAGAUGAUGCAUUCUCUUCUGGGUUUCUGACAAAUGAUGAGCUGUUCCCGCAGCAGACUUUGUCCUUUAGCAUGGAUGACAUGAUGCUGGACGUUUUUAAUGCCGACACCAUUUCCAAUGACAUGGAAUGGACAUACUCACGCUCCGAACCCGACACUAGCACUUCUGCCGCCCAAUGCAAACGAAGAGCGCGGACUCCGCGGGCCAAGUCGUUCACAGAGAUGCAGUUCAAAUUCUCAACCGGCCGCAAGGCAUAUGUAGCUUCCCAGAAAGGAGAGGUAUGGGAGGCGCACAAGGCGGAACUGAAGAGGUUAUACAUUCACGAGGAUAAAACUCUGAAAGAGAUCAUGAGCUUUAUGGAAGCAAAAGGGUUUAGUGCAAGGUGA